GAUGAAAAGCAGCAUGAAUAAGCGAAAGCAGAAGGCUCGCUAUCGCCGCAACGUGUUCACUUGGGGCUCGACGCUGCUCCUGUGUGCAACUGCCGGAGCGCGCGCAGUGGUAACGGGGUCUCCGAAGGCCGAUGUCGUGAGAGCUGGGCCUGGUACUGAAUACAAAUAUAUCUCUGGUACUGAAUACAAAUAUAUCUUGCACUUCUUCCGCCGCGUCUUUCCAAAACCAACAACUACCUAUUCAAGCUAUAAUGAGACUCCAGGGACGUAGAAGAAUAGGAGUCGAUAAGGGACAAUCUAAGGCUUAGAGUCGAACAGAUUUAAAUCAUCAUAUCUUGAUGCCCUAAUAUCGUACCCUAUCACCCACAAUAUUCGCAACUGAGCCUGGUAUAUGGAAGCCAGCGCAUAACGGAAGAUUUGUACAGGAAGGUGACAAAAACAAGUUGCUCUCAGAUGUAGCCCGAUAACCAACAGACACAGGAAGAGGUCGUUCGGUUUUGAUCUGGGAUUUUAUUUCAUAGCCUAACACUACGGCAUCGGCAUUUGUUGUCCCUCCGUUCUCCUUUUCAGGUGGCAGCAUGAAGCAAGG
Amoebophrya sp. A120 is the source of this 589-nucleotide messenger RNA. The record is from the annotation of a GenBank genome assembly. Lineage: Eukaryota; Dinophyceae; Syndiniales; Amoebophryaceae.